Molecule: messenger RNA, 2481 nt
Organism: Gossypium arboreum
Lineage: Eukaryota; Viridiplantae; Streptophyta; Magnoliopsida; Malvales; Malvaceae
Product: subtilisin-like protease SBT3.18
Exons: 9
Coding region: 35-2278 (747 amino acids)
Biological process (GO): proteolysis
Molecular function (GO): serine-type endopeptidase activity
Source: RefSeq, a predicted model, not a curated record
CUCAAUAUCUGACUAAUCUCAUGUUAUUUUAUCCAUGCAGAUUUACAUAGUUUAUUUAGGCAUCAACCAAUUCCAUGACCCCAUACUGACUUCCAAGCUUCAUAUUCAAGUCCUCUCUGAUGUGUUUGCCAGUGAAGAAGAUGCCAAGCGGUCCAUCCUCUAUAGCUACAGCAAUAGUUUCUCGGGGUUUUCAGCAAAGCUCAGUUCAUCUCAAGCAACCAUAUUGGCUAGGAUGGACAAAGUAGUAUCAGUCUUCAGGAGCAAGACACUAAAGUUGCACACAACAAGAAGCUGGGAUUUUCUUGGCCUUACUCUGGAUGAAACUCGAGUUACUCCGAUGGAAUUCACCAACGGCCAAGACGUAGUUGUUGGGAUCUUUGAUACAGGCGUAUGGCCAGAAUCUGAAAGUUUCCAGGAAAAGCCUGGCAUGAGACCAAUUCCAUCAUCUUGGAAAGGAGUAUGCGUUGAAGGAGAAAAGUUUGAGCCUGCAAAAGCAUGUAACCGCAAAUUAAUCGGUGCACGUUACUAUCUCAAAGGGUUUGAACAAGAGUAUGGGCCUCUUAACAUGAGCGGUAACCCUGAAUAUAGAUCAGCAAGAGACUUUCUUGGUCAUGGAACGCAUACCGCUUCUACAGCAGCAGGGUCUAUGGUAAAAAAUGCUAGCUUCUUUGGAAUUGGCCAAGGUACUGCUAGAGGUGGCGCACCUUGGGCAAGGGUUGCAGUGUACAAAAUAUGCUGGGGCAUAAAUGGUGUAGGGAGUUGUACAGAAGCUGAUAUCUUAGCAGCUUUUGAUGAUGCUUUGCAUGACGGAGUUCAUGUAAUCUCAGCCUCAUUUGGUGCAACGCCUCCUUUGUCCCCAUUCUUCGCAUCAAGUGCAGAUAUUGGCUCAUUCCACGCAAUGCAACUUGGUAUUACUGUAGUGUUCUCUGCAGGGAAUGAUGGUCCAGAGCCAUCUCUAGUCCAAAAUGUUGCACCAUGGUCCCUUUGCGUAGCUGCUUCAACUAUUGAUAGAAGUUUUCCAACUGAAAUUGUCCUUGACAGUAACUUCACCAUAAUGGGACAAAGCAUAAUCAGCAAAGAAAUCAAAGGCAGACUGGCGAAUGCAAUCACUUAUUUUGUUGAUGGAGUGUGCAGCUUGGGGAACUGGAACCGAAAACUAGCUACUGGGAGAGUAGUCCUAUGCUUUUACACUCCAGGACUAGUGUAUGAAAUAGCACAAGUAGCCGUUAAAACAGCAAAAGGAUUGGGUUUGAUCUUUGCCGAACCCUUUACCAAGCCAAUUGCGGAUGUCGACGAUGAUAUCCCUACACUGCAUGUUGACAUUAACCAGGGGACUAUAAUAGGGAACUAUCUGGCAGAAUCCCUCAAGCUACCUGUAGUUCAGAUAUCACCGAGUAAAACAAUCAUUGGAAAGUCACCUGCGCCAACCGUAGUGUACUUUUCUUCCAGAGGGCCAAGCUCAAUAUCACCUGACAUUCUCAAGCCAGACAUCACUGCUCCAGGAAUCAACAUAUUAGCAGCAUGGCCACCACAAACUCCUCCGACUUUACAGCCGAGCGAUGACCGCCUUGUGCGAUGGAAUUUUCAGUCGGGAACAUCGAUGUCUUGUCCUCACGUUUCAGGAGUGGGCGCUCUUCUCAAAUCUGUCCAUCCAGGGUGGUCGCCUGCUGCCACUAGAUCUGCCAUCAUGACCACAGCUUAUACAAGAGACGCAAGCCAUGAUAGCAUUCUAGCUGGUGGAUCAAUGGCAGGUUCAACCCCUUUCGAUAUGGGUGCCGGCCACAUAAACCCUUUAAAAGCAAUGGACCCAGGGCUUAUUUACGACAUGAAAACCAGUGAUUACAUUCUCUUCCUCUGCAACACGGGAUACACCCAAGAACAAAUAGAGAGGAUAGUUCUGCCCUCUUCCGGGGUCGAUACCAACUGCAAGAACAUGCAUGGACCAAACGCCAACAUAAAUUACCCAUCCAUUAGCGUCCCGAAUCUCCGAUCCCCCAUCACCAUCAAAAGGACCGUGAGAAACGUGGGAUGUGGGAAGAAAACUACAGUUUAUUUCGGUGUUGCCAAGGAGCCUGAUGGGGUGGAGGUGGUGAUCUGGCCCAGGGUGCUGAUUUUUUCGCCCUCCAAGCAAGAAAAGUCGUAUUACGUCACUCUGAAGCCAUUGAAAAAGUCAGAAGGAAGAUACGAUUUUGGAGAAAUAGUUUGGUCGGAUGGUUUCCACCAUGUUAGAAGUCCACUGGUCGUCCUUGUCAAUAAUUCCGAUGAUUUCACCAUCUAAUAAGAAGUCACUUUCAGCAUUGCAAGUUUGAGCCCUUUCCAAUUUUCCACAUAUUUGGCUUAAUACGGUGAUUGACAAUAACUAGGCCGAUUAAUAAACGUUUUUCUUCUUUAAUCCUCCUGCCUUGUUUGUUUCCCUUUUUCCCUUCAAAAUAUGUGCACUAUAAGCUCAAUAAAUAAAUAUGUUUUUAUAAAUUAAUGAAA